GCACGCGGCAGCGCAGCCGGGCUCUUCUCUGCGCCUGCGCGUCUCUGCUCCGCUGCUCGCUCGCCCGCAGCUGCCGCCAUCGUGAUGGAGUCCCCGGUGCCCGAUGCUGCUGCCGCCGCCGCCGCCGCCGCCCUCCGGUGGGGCCUCGACGGGCCGGAGCUGGAGGAGGAGGAAGAAGAGGAAGAGUCGGAGCCGGAGGAGCGGGAAGCUGCUGCUGCCGGCCCGGGCCAGGCCCGCCGGCGAGGAGGAGGAGGCGGCCGCGGGGACUUCGCUCCUGGGUUUGUCUUCGCGGAGAAGGAGGCCUUCGCGGGGCCCGGCGGGGGGGCCUGGGCCGAGGUCCUGGGCCAGCUCAAGAGCCAGAGAACAGCCACCAGUCUGGAUGAGAAGAUCGCCACCGUCAGGAGGAAGCGCCGAGCUCAGGAAAAGCAGACCAAACAAGGGGCAGUAAAAGAUGCUGGGCAGCCGACAUGUGGGGACACGGACAAGGUGAACACUGGAGGCAGCGAGGAGGAGGAGGAGGAAGCGGAAUCUGAGGACUUCUCCGCAGACGAGAGCAUCUUUGCAAAAGCUGAUACGCUGAAGGUGAAGGAGCGGCGGAAACGGAAGCGAGGCGGAGAGGAGGAAGAAGCCGAGCAGUUCUUUGGAGAAGAUGCCUCGCAGUAUGACGACAGCCUCUCCUUUCAAGACAUGAGCCUCUCCCGGCCCUUGCUGAAGGCCAUCACCGCCUUGGGCUUCAAGCAGCCGACCCCCAUCCAGAAGGCCUGCAUCCCCGUGGGGCUGCUGGGCAAGGAUGUCUGCGCGUGUGCAGCCACCGGGACCGGGAAGACAGCAGCCUUCGUCCUGCCCGUCCUGGAGCGCCUGAUCUACAAGCCGCGGCAGGCCCCCGUGACCCGGGUGCUGGUCCUGGUGCCGACCCGCGAGCUGGGCAUCCAAGUGCACGCCGUCACGAAGCAGCUGGCGCAGUUCAGCAGCGUCACCGCCUGCCUGGCCGUGGGCGGUCUGGACCUGAAGACGCAGGAAGCGGCGCUCCGCGCGGGCCCCGACAUCCUCAUCGCCACCCCGGGGCGCCUCAUCGACCACCUGCACAACUGCCCGUCCUUCCACCUGGGCAGCAUUGAGGUCCUCAUCUUGGACGAGGCUGACCGGAUGCUGGACGAGUACUUUGAGGAGCAGAUGAAGGAGAUCAUCCGGCUGUGCACUCGCCAUCGCCAGACGAUGCUCUUUUCUGCCACCAUGACGGACGAGGUGAAGGACUUGGCCUCCGUCUCCCUGAAGAAUCCUGUCCGCAUCUUCGUGAACAGCAACACGGACGUGGCCCCCUUUCUGCGCCAGGAGUUUGUCCGCAUCCGUCCCAAUCGGGAGGGGGACAGGGAAGCCAUUGUGGCAGCCCUGCUGGCGCGGACCUUCCCGGACCACGUGAUGCUCUUCACCCAGACCAAGAAGCAGGCGCACCGCCUGCACAUCCUGCUGGGGCUGAUGGGCCUCUCUGUGGGCGAGCUGCACGGGAACCUCUCGCAGGCGCAGCGGCUGGAGGCUCUCCGGCGCUUCAAGGACGAGCAGAUCGAUGUCUUGGUGGCCACAGACGUUGCAGCACGAGGGCUCGACAUCGGAGGCGUCCAAACGGUGAUCAACUUCACCAUGCCCAACACGGCCAAGCACUACGUUCACCGCGUGGGGCGCACGGCACGAGCAGGCCGCGUGGGGCGCUCCGUCUCCCUGGUGGGCGAGGAAGAGCGCCGGAUGCUGAAGGAGAUUGUCAAGGCCGCCAAGACCCCCGUCAAGGCCAGGGUCCUCCCCCAGGAUGUGAUCCUGCGUUUCCGGGAGAAGAUUGAGAAGCUGGAGCCAGACGUGUCUGCCGUGCUGCGCCUGGAGCAGGAGGAGCGGGAGACGCAGCGCUCCGAGGCACAGAUCAAGACUGCCAAGCAGAAGCUGGAGCCGGGCCCCCAGGAGGCAGCAGAGGGGGCCCCGCGCAGCUGGUUCCAGAGUCGGGAGGAGAGGAAGAAGGAGAAGCUGGCCAUGGCCCUGCAGGAGUUUGACUUGGCCCUGCGAGGGAAGAAGAGGAGGAAGAAGUUUGUGAAGGAUUCGCAGAAGAAGGCCCAGCUGACGCCCGAGGAGCGCUCCCAGUUUGAGGUCGUGAAAGCCCAGAUGUACGCGGAGCGCCUGGCCAAGAGGGACCGGCGAGCCAAGCGGGCUCGGGCCAUGCCGGAAGAGGCCGCGCGGGGCCCCCCCCCACGGCGCCCCAAGAAAGCCUCUGUGUUUGAUGAGGAGCUGACCAAUACAAGCAGGAAGGCACUGAAGCAGUACCGUGCGGGGCCUUCCUUUGAAGAGCGCAAGCGCCUGGGGCUCCCUGGAAGGAAGGCAGGAGGCUCCCUCCAAGCCUGCGCCAGAUACAAGCGGAGGAGAUGAGGAGGCAGGCGCUCCCCGGGUGGACGUGAUGGGUCUCUGCGAGCAGCUCUCCUUCCUGGCCACCGCAGGGCUCUGCUUCUGUGAACAGCAAGCUCAAUAAAUGGUGGGAAACACCAAGCCCGA
This is a messenger RNA of Hemicordylus capensis (graceful crag lizard), 2529 nucleotides long. It is a transcript of the gene DDX27, whose product is annotated as DEAD-box helicase 27. The record is from RefSeq and is a predicted model, not a curated record. Bases 85 to 2406 code for a protein of 773 amino acids. Gene Ontology annotation, molecular function: RNA helicase activity; ATP binding; nucleic acid binding. NCBI's taxonomy places the organism in Eukaryota, Metazoa, Chordata, Lepidosauria, Squamata, Cordylidae. The transcript is spliced from 21 exons.